GCUGAUGACGUCAGAGCCCGCGCUCUCAGUGUCAGCUUCAGGGGAAGGGAGUUAAAGAAAGAGCUUGGGCUCUGGGUGUGGGAAUUCAGGGUGCAGGCAGACGGCUCUGGGUCGGGCAACCAGGUAAUAAUUUCAAGAUGCCAGGACGUUCCAGUUCAAACACAGGUUCAACUGGUUUUAUAUCCUUCAGCGGUGUAGAAUCUGCUCUCUCCUCCUUAAAAAACUUCCAGUCCUGCAUCAGCUCUGGAAUGGACACAGCUUCUAGUGUUGCUUUGGAUCUUGUGGAAACUCAGACUGAAGUGAGUAGUGAAUAUAGCAUGGACAAAGCAAUGGUGGAAUUUGCUAUGAUGGAUCGGGAACUGAACCAUUAUGUAAAGGCUGUGCAGUCUGCGAUGAAUCAUGUAAAAGAAGAGCGUCCAGAAAAAAUACCAGAUCUCAAGCUAUUAGUGGAGAAGAGAUUUUUGGCUUUACAGAAUAAGAAUUCUGAUGCAGAUUUUCAAAAUAAUGAAAAAUUUGUACAGUUUAAACAACAGCUGAAAGAACUAAAGAAGCAAUCAGGGAACCCUAAAGAAGAUGGAAGACAAAGGGAGGUCGACACGAUUAAGGAUAAGGAUGCCAGUAGAGCAGGCAAUGAACGAGAUGGUCUUCAAGAGGACAGAGAGGUUGAUGGAACAGAAGGAGUUGAUGAAGACAUGAUUGUGACCCAAAGUCAGACUAACUUCAUCUGCCCCAUUACGCUGAUGGAAAUGAAGAAGCCUGUGAAAAAUAAAGUGUGUGGCCACACCUAUGAAGAAGAAGCCAUUGUUCGCAUGAUUGAGUCCAAGCACAAGCGGAAGAAAAAGGCCUGCUGCCCGAAAAUUGGCUGUAGCCACACCAACAUGAGACUGUCCGAUCUCAUCCAGGACGAAGUACUCAGAAGGGCGAUUGAGAGCCACAACAAGAAAAAACAGCAUUCCGAGUAGGACAAAGCCACCUGCCUGCGAGGGGACUGCCAGCCUACCUCCCGCCCAGCCUCCUAUAGAGAGCGGUGCUUCUCAGAGCACGGACUGGCUGCCUCACUUGCUUUGCAUGGGGUAAAACCUGCCGGUUUUAAGUGUAACUGAAAGAAUUUUUUUCUAUGUUGCAAUAAAAAUUCAAGGAAAUUAUAUUGUUUAUUUUUAAGUAUUCUGUAAUUUUAAAUAAAACUUUGAUUAUCUACA
Molecule: messenger RNA, 1199 nt
Organism: Rhinolophus ferrumequinum (greater horseshoe bat)
Lineage: Eukaryota; Metazoa; Chordata; Mammalia; Chiroptera; Rhinolophidae
Gene: NSMCE2
Product: NSE2 (MMS21) homolog, SMC5-SMC6 complex SUMO ligase
Exons: 8
Coding region: 138-962 (274 amino acids)
Biological process (GO): protein sumoylation; double-strand break repair via homologous recombination; protein ubiquitination
Cellular component (GO): Smc5-Smc6 complex; nucleus
Molecular function (GO): SUMO ligase activity; ubiquitin-protein transferase activity; zinc ion binding
Source: RefSeq, a predicted model, not a curated record